UACAGAUUUGCUGGCCGUGCUUGAGGAUUAUUGGCUGCAGCGAUACAUCUGCGCAGCCUGGAAGUCUGAUUGGGUUGUCCACCGCCAGACUCUAAGUGUGGUAUUGUGAUUGGCCAGUCGCCGAGGGGGUGGGCGGUGUUAGACAAGUUGUUUAGACACGGUGUCUUCAGCUGGUUUGCGAUAUUUUCAGAGAUAGUAUUUUCUGUUUAUUUAUUUUACCUAGACGGUAGUUAGUUUAUUGUAAAAAAAAGAAAGAAAACAGCUACCAAAGAAUACUUAAGAAAAGGGUGAAGAGUUCUGCCGAUGGACCAGGUCCAUAUUAAAGAGGAGGAGAACGGAGAGACAGACCCAAAGAGCAUUGCAGAGGAAGUGGAGUCUGUCUCUAUUAAAGAGGAGGAGGAGGAUAUGGGGUCUAUCCACAUUAAAGAGAACAGGCCAGUAAAGUGGGACAACAUUGCAGAGGAUGUCAGCGAGCUGGGGCUGGUCCACGUGAUUGAGGAACCGGAGCCGGUCCACAUUAAAGAGGAGCCCGUGGAGCUGGACCAACCUGUGGCCCCCGAACAGCAGGCUGCCCUGGACAGGGGCCCCUACAGCUGCCCGGAGUGUGGUCAGUGCUUCCACCUGCUCUCUGCGUUGCAGAAACACACGCGCUACCACACAGGCGAGGCACCGCACCUCUGCACUGAAUGUGGCAAGAGCUUCAAGAGAGACAGCCAGCUGAAAGCUCACCACCGCAUCCACAGCACAGACACUCCCUACACCUGCACCGAGUGUGGCAAGGGCUUCAAGAGAGACUGGCACCUCAAAUCACACCAGGUGAUCCACACCGCUGAGACUCUGUACUGCUGCCCGGACUGUGGGAAGAGCUGCCGUCGGCUGGGAGACCUGCGGAUCCACCGGCGCAUUCACACUGGGGAGACUCCGUACAGCUGCGCGGAGUGUGGACGGAGCUUCAACCAGCUGGGCAGCCUCAAGUCGCACCAGCGGAUCCACAGUGGGGAGACUCCCUUCCGCUGUGCGCAGUGCGCUAAGAGCUUCCGGCACCUGAGCAGCCUGAUCAAGCACCAGCGCAUCCACACGGGCGAGCUGCCCUACCCCUGCAACGACUGCGGAAAGAGGUUCCGCUGCUCCGACAACCUAAAGUACCACCGGCGGUGCCACCAGAGAGAGGGGGAGUCACCGUAACGGAUCAGAAAACCUGAAAUACCACCGGGGAGGGGGUGAAUAUAACAGAUCAGACAAGCUCAAAUACCACCAGAGACACAGGGAGUGACUAUAACAGAUCAGACAAGCUCAAAUACCACCAGAGACACAGGGAGUGACUAUAACAGUUCAGACAACCUGAAUUAUACAAGGGCAAGGAUCGCCCUGCUAUUCAUUUCAGUGGGUUCAGAGCCGUGGUUUGGAACUACAGCCUUAUCACAGGUAAACAAACAUCACUACUCCACUUACCUAAUGGCAGUUCUAUCUGUCUUUUCAAAUUAAUUUUUCUUUCACCAUGUCUUAUCAAAUGGUUGCUGAUUUGGAGUUUCAGUGAUUGUUUAUGAAGUCGCUUUGUCAUUGCAUCAAUUUAAAAGAAUUGCCACCAAAUGCUACAGCUUUCUACUGCCAUCCACUCCUCAUACCUCAGACUGUCCUUGAUGAACAAGAAGCGCAUAUCUAAAGAAGGGCCAUAAUUUACUCGAAGCACAACCGUGCACUUGCUCUCCAAUGCUCGAUUCAAAGCAUGGUAAAUAAAGACAGUAACGGGACAAUACUGUUGCGCCAUCUGGCGGCCAAAUACGCUACUUUCUAGGUUGUGUUUUGAAUGGAAAUGUCACUCUAAAUCAGGGGUGUCACUUGUUUCGUUUGGCUGGCCUGAUCCGAUACCCUGGCGCUUGGGGCGGGCCGAGUGAUUAUAAAAAUACAAAGACGAACACAAAACUUCAAAAUUAUUGUAUUUAACAAAUUAUCAUACAUAGCGUAUUUACAUUCCCCUAAAUCGCACAUAUUGAUUAUUUUAUUCACCAUCAUCUCUUAGUGUGCAAACAUGCCUCCAGCGAGUUCCUUCGCAUGAGCAACACACAUUGUCAUGUUGCUGUGAUUGCUGUGGGUGAGGCAGCAGUGCGUCAGCUGGUUUGAGUUACGACACCAGUGAUACCAGAACAAGGUUUUUAGGUCUGAUUUGUAAGUUCUGUAGUAACAAGUGUCAUGUCUUUAAUCCGUGAAGAGAAAGAUGGAACAAGUGCUGUGUGUUUCAAGACAAAUGGUGAAUUUUGUAUUUCUUUGUGGACAUGAAUGCAAAGCCAAUGUGCUUAAUUUGUAAGUAACAUGUGUCUGUUGUGAAAUAAUACAACAUUAAAAGAUGCUAUGAAGCAAACCAUGGCAAGAAAUAAGAUAAAUAUACAGGAAAGCUAAUGUGAAGAUAAUCUGAAUUAGCACAGUCAUUGAAAAAGCAGCAAUCAAUGUUUAUUAAUGCUUGUAGCAUAAGUGAUGCUGCUGUUAAGGCAAGCUUUAUGGUUACUCACAAAAUAGGUGUUUCUUCAAAACCAUUUCUGAUGGAGAGUUUUUGAAGACAUGCUGCUAAAAGCUGCUGAAAUAGUGUGUCCUGAGAAGCAGCAAGCUUUCUCCGUCAUGAAUAUCAACAAAUCAAAAUGUAAUUCUCGACUUAACUUGAUUCUCAAGAUAUCCUCAGCCCAGUCAUUUGCUCCAGAUGUUGAUGCGCUAGUUCAAGAGGUCCCAGGUAUCAGGAGCAGCAGUAGCAGUCACUAAUAUUCUUUGUCUUUAUCUUUGGUGAGUGCUAAUAAAGAAUUUAUCCGUAUCUAUUUAUAUUUUGCUAUUUUUUUUAGUGCUGGGACAAACAUGGAAUUUUCAUGUUAGGAUAUUCGUUCAAGAUUUAGAUAUUAAUUUGAAUAUUUGUUUUUAAAAUGUUAUCAAAGCCAUUAUAUGUGACACUGUAUUAAAGUGGAAAAAUAUCCCAGAAGUAAGAAAGCAAUACAGUAAAAUAUUGUGUUAUUUCAAGUAUAAACAAAGUAGACGACGCAAAAAAAAAAAAAUCCCUGCCAUUGUUGUGUCUUUGCAAUGAACAAAGUGGCCAUAGACACAUUUUCAUAAAGUAAUAACAUUAGGUUUUAGCUUGAAUAAACACUUCAAAUAAAAUACAUUUGAAAAACUAUUUACUCACUGUUUUUUUGCAUUCCACUUACAAAAACUAGGACUGCAUCAUGAAAGUAAAUUAAAACGUUGAUUACUAUACGGGUAAUUUCUUUUGCAAGUAUCAUAAUAUUGCAGAAAGAAAUGGACCCCGAUUGACUCGCUUGUUAAAUAUUUAUAUAUUGUAGCGGCGGUAAGAAUCCAAGCGUACAACUUUUAUCUUCCAAAAUAGAUAGGUAUUUUAUUUAGCAAAUAGAGUGAACAGCAACACUCACCAGCGCAUGGGGCUGAUCUUAGCUGACAGUCAGAGCGCACCAGGAGAACGCCCCCCAUUGCUCCGUCCCUACCAAUGGGGCACUGGCAGGACAUGCCCCCCCCCCCCCCCACACACACUUCUCCGCCACUCCCAAUGUGGCGUGGGCAGGACAUGCCCCCCCACUGCUCCACCCCUGCCAAUGGGGCGCCGGCAGGACAUGAACCCCCCCCACUGCUCCAUCCCUGCCAAUGGGGCGCCGGAAGGACAUGCCCCCGACGCACAGCAGCAGUGAGGCAAGGGAAAGGGAGCAGCAGCUCCAGCAGAGUAAAUCCCGCCUUCGAAUACAUGUUAAAAAAAACGUUAGUUCGGAUAUUUGUCCCAGCACAAAUUUUUUACUAUGUUUCCUAUUGAAUAAAAAAAUAAUAUUCUGCAAUAUUCCAUGGGCCGGAUUAGGCCCGCGGGCUGUAUGUUUGAUACCCCUGCUCUAGUUCAUGAUCUGUGGCAGUUUUAAAAGUUAGUAUUCAGAUUAUCAAUUUAUUAUCUACAUAUUAACUACAUAUGUAUUUGUUUACUAUUGAACACAGUUGGAGAACUACUUUCUUGGGCGGAAUGUCACAUUUUCAUUAAAACUAUAUUUCAAAACUUA
Messenger RNA from Acipenser ruthenus (sterlet), 4034 nucleotides. RefSeq names its product gastrula zinc finger protein XlCGF7.1-like. The record is from RefSeq and is a predicted model, not a curated record. The coding region runs from base 304 to 1185 and encodes 293 amino acids. Gene Ontology annotation, molecular function: DNA-binding transcription factor activity; RNA polymerase II cis-regulatory region sequence-specific DNA binding. Gene Ontology annotation, biological process: regulation of transcription by RNA polymerase II. Lineage: Eukaryota; Metazoa; Chordata; Actinopteri; Acipenseriformes; Acipenseridae. The transcript has 3 exons.